CGUCCUGUUUUUGCUUCAAUUCCACGUUUUCUGUUUAUUCUCCACGGUUUCGUAUUUUGAAGUUUAGCGACCGAAAAUCGCAAAGUUGUAGAGUAGAAUUCACCGUCUCUUCCUUUAAAUGGAGAAAAUUCGAGUGGAUCUCUAUCACUCACAUUUGCUCAUCUUCCUUUAAAUGGGAAGACUUCUUUUUAUGAAUUUCCAUCGCAUUUCUCGAGUUCUUCCGGAUUUCUAACCAUUUCUCACCUUCGUUUUGAUCGGAGAGAAUAAUUUUUUGCCAUGGAUGAAAUUUUGGCAGAUAUCCUGUUGCGCGGCUAUGGUGGUUGGAAUUCAAGACAGGCUCUGCAGGUCUUGCAUAAAAUCUUUCCAAAGGACAGUGCCAUCCAACCUUCAUUAGUGAUAGUCUACUUUGGUGGUAAUGAUUCAGUGCUUCCUGACCAUUCUUGCCCUGGCUCUCAUGUGCCACUUCCUGAAUACAUUGAGAAUAUGAGGACCAUUGCCCUCCAUCUCAAGAGCCUAUCGGAGAAAACCCGUGUCAUCUUCCUCACGGCUCCGCCCGUGAACUGUGCUCUAAUGAAAGAAAAAUUGAGCGCGGAUAUAGCCGAACGUCGAACAAUGGAGACUUGUCGGAAAUAUGCAGAGGCUUGUGUAGAACUUUGCAAGAAGAUAGACGUGAAAUGCAUAGAUAUGUGGACAGCAAUCCAGAAGAGAGAUGACUGGCUCACUUCUUGCUUCACGGAUGGAAUCCAUUUUACAGCAGAAGGGAGCCAGAUAAUUGCAGAGGAAAUUUUGAAGGUUCUGGAGGAGGCAGACUGGGAACCAAGCUUGAACUGGAAAUCAUUGCCAAUUGAAUUCGAUUAUGUUGGUCUAAACUAGCCUCCUGACUGGAAAUGGGAUAAAAGAGUAGAAAAUCCAGGACUGCUACUUUUGGAUCACAUACUGCGACUCUGCCAAUGUUGUGUGGAGCAUAUGUAAUGGGCUUCGUUAUUGGGCUCGGUUCAUACGCAUGGUUUAUUGGGCUUCUAAAGUGAUCAAAAUAGCCCAGUUGUAGUGGCUUUCUAGAUUUAGCGUUUUUCUUUUAAACAAGCAAGUCUUAUAAGGCUGUCGAAACUCGAAAUAGAGUUACAAAAUCUACAUGAUGUACGUCUGCACUGUAGAUUAAAUAAAUAAAAUAUCAACAUGUAAAUUAUUGAUUUA
This is a messenger RNA of Momordica charantia (bitter melon), 1194 nucleotides long. RefSeq names its product GDSL esterase/lipase WDL1. NCBI's taxonomy places the organism in Eukaryota, Viridiplantae, Streptophyta, Magnoliopsida, Cucurbitales, Cucurbitaceae. The record is from RefSeq and is a predicted model, not a curated record.